AAGAAACCCAAAAGGAGCGGGGAGACAGCACCGCAACCCUCCAGAAGCUUCCGAGUUCCGACCCUCCCCCUCCCGCACCGCCGCCGCCCCUUAUCUCUCCGGCCGCCGGCUCCUCGUCGUCGUCCCCGCCGCCCCGCCCCGCCCCGGCCACCGCCAAGCGAUCGGAUCUAGAGGCUGUCGAACCACGAUGGAGGACUGGGAUUCUGAAGAUUUUCAGCCAGUCGCACCUGUUGUGAAAGCCGAGCCGCUUAAAAGUCAGUGGGCUGAUGAAGAUGUUGAAGAAGAUGAUGUAAAAGAUUCAUGGGAAGAAGAAGAAGAGGAGAAACCUAAGCCACCGCCUGUAGAAAAACCUGCGGAUAAACCUAGCAGUAAGGCUCCUGCAAAAAAAGGAAAACAGCAAGCAUCAACGAGUGUUGAACAACCAGAUGAGCCUCCUCUUAGUCCUACUUCAGAGAAAAUUCGCCAACAAAGGCUCGUGGAAGAAGCUGACUUCAAGUCGACCACAGAACUUUUUGCAAAGAAGGGUGGUGAUGAGAAGUCACUGGAUACUUUUAUCCCAAAGUCCGAGGGUGACUUUGCAGAAUAUGCGGAGCUUAUCGCAAAUAAACUGCGUCCCUAUGAGAAAAGCUUUCACUACAUGGGUCUUCUUAAGAAUGUCAUGAGACUUUCCUUGACAUCGUUGAAAGGUGCGGACGCAAAGGACAUAUCUUCCUCCGUCACAGCAAUUGCUAAUGAGAAGAUCAAGGCUGAGAAAGAAGCUGCAGCAGGCAAAAAGAAACAAGCAGGAGGCAAAAAGAAGCAGCUCCACAUAGAGAAAGCGGACGAUGACUUCAUUCCUGGACGUGGCGGUGGUGGUUUUGAUGAUCCGGAUGAGUACGAUUUCAUGUGAUUGGCUGGGAGGGAAGUAGGCUUCUGUUAUGUAUACCUUGGCAAGAAGAGAUUAGAGUUUGCGGCAUAGUUGGCACUCGAAAACUGUUGCAUGGAACAUGCUUACCAAUUUGAGGUUGAUUUUUGACUUUAGAGGUUAGGAAAAGCAUUUGUGGUAUCCACAAGGCGUUUUUCCUAUUCUCGAGCCGUUGUGUUUUUACUUUCUGCGGGUUCGUACCUAUUUUUUUGCCAACUGUACUAUAACAAGUAAUCCUGGAGGUUUAUAUUGGAGUUAUGCAAGUAA
Phragmites australis (common reed) is the source of this 1171-nucleotide messenger RNA. RefSeq lists its product as uncharacterized. The record is from RefSeq and is a predicted model, not a curated record. The transcript has 6 exons. Bases 188 to 889 code for a protein of 233 amino acids. Gene Ontology annotation, cellular component: eukaryotic translation initiation factor 3 complex; cytoplasm. Gene Ontology annotation, molecular function: translation initiation factor activity. NCBI's taxonomy places the organism in Eukaryota, Viridiplantae, Streptophyta, Magnoliopsida, Poales, Poaceae.